UUGAGAUUCUAAGCUUGAAUCCACAAGACAUCGACACACGGCGUACGAGUGAGUGAGUGCACAUACAAGCUAAAAUGAGCGACGGGUGCCUCUGCUUAUAAAAAGGUCGGGCACGGCAUGUCUUUGAGCUCAAACACCAGCAUACUCUGGAAAAGCACCAAGCACGCAAUUGCAUCUCCAUAUCCAGAUCAUCCUCUUCAACGAAGGUGUGAUUAUUAAAACCAUUGUAUUAUAUCUGUUCACAAUUUCCGGUCGCCAAGCAGGCAGAGAUCCUCAACAAGAUACAACCUCAUGGAGGGAUCUCAAAUCCAAGCCCGAGUGGCUUCACACGCUAUCCCCACCACGUCGCACGACACAGCUCUCUGCAUCGUGCCCCCUAGGCAACUAUGGCCCACAAUCGAUCGGCUCAGAUCCCUAUACGACGACGCAUUUGGGAAAUGGCCACCUCAUAUAAACCUAGUCUAUCCUUUUGUCCAGGUGGCAAGCCUUGACCAUGCAGUUGCUGCAAUCGCAUCCGAGCUCGAGGCAAAGCUAAGAAGGCAGCAUUAUGACGAAUGCAACCCGGCUGUCAGACUGGACUCGUCUGGCGUCUUCUCCCACAGAAAGCACAACACCAUCUACCGCAGAGAUGGAGACGAGACGCGGGUGGAGAGGUUGAGAGAUCUGAGGAAGGUAGUGUCGAGUGCCCUUGGCCACCAGAGCCCAAGUGACGGCGAAUACAGGCCACACCUCACAGUUGCGCAGUCAACGGAUGCAAAGGACUCCCAGCACAAGUCGAGACUUGGCAAAGUAGAUCUUUUGCCAACGUCCGAGUGGCAGGUAGACAAAUUGCACGUCUUGGUGAGGGUUCAGGGCAUCCAAGGCACCGUCAUGAAGUCCUGGGGAACCAUCGAUCUAAGCACCGGCUCGCUCUCUAGGUGCGAUCACUUGAUGGGAUUCUACGAAGAUUCCAUGUUUGUGACCCAGCCGGAAGAUGUGGCCUACAAGACCUCAUAUCCUCGGAACGAGGUCAUGCCCUGUCACACCUUUGACGAAUACACCAAGCGCUGGACUCCGCUGCCAAAGACAUCGUCUUCCCGAAAGUUUAUGCAGAAAAAGCUCCGAGUAGCUAGCUACAACGUCCUGGCCGAGUUUGACUUUCCACCAUCACAAGAACGGUACCCUGUUUUGGUCAACACCAUUUUGUCUCAGGAUGCGCUUGCAGAUGUUCUCAUCUUGCAGGAGGUGACGGACGACUUUCUCUGUUAUCUGCUGGCCAACGAGGAUGUCCAUGCUUCGUACCGUUACGUAUCGCACGCACCGCCCAAUCAAGACAACAUCGAGCCUCUUCCUAGCCAUCUAAACAUUGUCUUCCUGAGCAGGGUGGUUUUUGAUUGGGAAUGGGUACAAUUUCCUCGAGAUCAUAAGGGAUCCGUGGUGGCCAGAUUCCGAGACCUCGGCCGCUGGGAGGAUGCACAGUCUGUGCCUCUGGUCGUUGCAUCGGUACACCUGACGCAUGGCCUGAGCGACCAGGCCGUAUCGACAAGAACGGCAGAAGUUGAAAGGCUGCUAAGUCACUUGGUUCAGAACUAUCAAGGCCAUCCUUGGAUAGUUGCUGGAGAUUUUAACACCACGACAUCCCCCUUGACUAUCAAGGAGGCUCUCAAGGGUGGGUACAUAUCGCAACAGUCGGUAAAAGAAAUCCCAAGGUUCGACGAUUUGUUGGAACAGGAGGAUCUUGUCGACACCUGGGCUUCUCAUGAGGCAAAAACAUCUGGUAAUGAGAUCUCUUCAGAGUCAAUGUGCACUGGCGAGGAUGGCGCGACGUAUGACCCCCUGAACAACAUGCUUGCCUUCAAAAUCAGUGACACCGGUCCUGGAGGUCGACCACAGAGAUAUGACAAGAUUCUGCUCAAGGGUGAAGGAACCCUCGAGAGCUCGGGUUUCAACAGGUUCGGUUUUCCCACAGAAAACGCAGCGACCCACGAGACUUCCUACGGUAGUGAUCACUGGGGCGUCAGAGCCUUGCUACAGCUUUCGGACGCAGCAACCGACGCAGCAACAAUAUCCACGGAUGUUAGCCCCUUGAUUGUCCCAGUUGAUCUGGCGAGGGCACCCGAGUCAAUGCGAGACCCUCAGGUGCUGAAAGGCAUGCUCGAGAGUAUGGGGGCCAUUCCGGCGGCAGAGGAGAACCCUCGUCGUCAAGCCGCCUUCGACGCACUUAGGCAUGUUGUGACAGGUAAUCUUGUCGAAGGAGUCAGCGAUGCUUCAGAAUAUGAUCGUCUGAGGUCAUCAAUAAUCAUGGUACCAGUAGGCUCCUGGGGCCUCGGCGUUUCCACCUUGUCAUCUGAUAUCGACUGUCUCUGCAUCGGUCCCUUGAGCUCCAGCACCUUCUUUGCGCUGACGACACAGAGGAUUAAGAAGGCGUCCGUGGAGUCGGGACUCGAGAUCAAGCUAUUGCGCAGGGUGCGUGCUAAUUCUGGCGUCAUGCUGGAGCUAGAAGUCAUGAGUGUCAGGGUGGACUUGCAAUACUGCGCUGCAACAGCGGUUGCAGAACAGUGGCCAGCUGUCCUGAAGCUACCACCCAACGACCCGAUUUUUGCACUUCCUGCUCAGACCCUGGGAAAGCUCAAGGCCUUACGUGACCUAGACUAUCUCCGCGAGACUAUCCCUGACCUGUCCAAAUUCCGUCUUGCUCACCGAGCCAUCAAGACCUGGGCGCAAUCUAGGGGCAUCUACUCGGCCAAGUUUGGCUAUCUGGGCGGCAUCCAGGUCUCCAUCCUACUGGCACGGGUUUGCAAGCUCCUGGCUCGCGAUUACGGCCAAGAGGUUUCGGUCCCGGACAUUCUGUCUUCUUUCUUUUCCCAUUACGCAUCUUUCGACUGGAGGAACAAGAUCGCCUUCGACCCCUUUUUCCACAAAAAACUCAAUUACUUGCGUUCAGCUCGCGAGCCCCUCGCCAUUCUCGGCUUUUUCCCUCCGGCGCUCAACACCACCCUGGCUGCGACGGUCCCGUCAAUGAAGGCUAUUGCCCGAGAGCUCUCGCAAGCAAACGAGCUACUCAAUGAGGACGGUAUGACAUGGGAUACCUUCUUCGGGGCUUCUUCAGCAGGGGGAGACAAGACGCAUAGCUUAGCCCGCGGUGCAGCUGAUUUUUUGAGCUCAUACAAGUCUUUUGUAAAGAUUGAGCUACAAUACUGGGGCAUUUCGCUUUCCAAGGGCUCGCAAUUCAUCGGGUGGUUGGAAUCGCGAUGCCCGCUACUUCUGGUCGACAUGUCGCGCCGGCUACCACAGCUGAACUUUCGCAUCUGGCCGCAGCGGUUUGUCGAGCAGGUAGAUGCGGGAGAGCCCGAGGCUAGCAAUGACGGAGACGACCAAGGCGAAACGCGCGAAUAUCAAGGCUUCUACCUCAUAGGACUCGAAGAGGACAGCGACGCCACAGACGAAGACAGGAAGCUCGCGGCCGGUACCAUGCAGACGAUUCUGCAGCGCUUUGAAGACAUGAUUCGCGGCGACGAGAAGUACUUUGAUGCCAAGAGUCAGUGGUUGAGCACGUCCGUGAUUCAAGAGGCGGACUUGGGUGAAUUGACGCUUGAUGAGCGAAGUUGGGGAAACUACACAGCCGGCGAUGAGGAUGAGGACGAGGAAGAGGAGGAAGAGGACAGCGCCAGCGACAUCCAAGAGUCGGGACAACGUCCCCAGAAGCAGAAGAAGGGAAAGAAGGGCAGGGGUGCCAAGGAGCAAGGCCAGGCGGUCUCCAUCGCAAAAUCGUGCGGCAGAUUCCGGACUGCGGCGGAUGUCAUCAGUCGACUGCGAUGGGACCCUGCGUUGGAUAGCAGCGAUUAUCUGGUGGGAUACGAGGAUAGAUUCAAAGGCGCCAUGGAGAAGGCGUUGGACGCUUGGAAGGGCGAACAGACUGACGAGGAGUUCAUCCCGCAGCAUCGUAUCCUGUACUUCAAACGGAAGAACGAUGGCAUGGUGGUAUGGGAGAGACGGACACGCACGGACCUGCUGUUUGGCAGCGGCUAGAUGACAUUGCCUUUAAUGAAUAGAUUUCUUCUGCGUGAUCCAACGGGAUCGGGUAUUGGGUUGUUG
This is a messenger RNA of Pyricularia oryzae 70-15, 4074 nucleotides long. RefSeq lists its product as uncharacterized. NCBI's taxonomy places the organism in Eukaryota, Fungi, Ascomycota, Sordariomycetes, Magnaporthales, Pyriculariaceae. Gene Ontology annotation, cellular component: nucleus. The transcript has a single exon. The coding region runs from base 292 to 4008 and encodes 1238 amino acids. Gene Ontology annotation, molecular function: RNA binding; poly(A) RNA polymerase activity. The record is from RefSeq and is a predicted model, not a curated record.